UGAUACAGCGAUCCAAGAUGGCAGCUUCCAUCACCAAUUUACUUGCAUUAUUGCAUUACCAAUGCUAAUGCAACUUCAUAAAGAUUUACUGAGCUAGUACAGCCACUUUAGUGUACAUCAAAAUGAUCAGUAUGUUCUUGUGCCACUAGUACUAUUACUAACAUGACGGAAGAGCUACGUUCACUUAACAUAAGUGACCAGCCUGUACCUAGUAUAUGUGAUAGCAGUCAGAGUCCAUCAUCAAACCAGUGUAGCAUCGGGGUCAGUUGCGUUCACACUGAUGAAACUGAAAGGAAGGAUUAUGGUUCCUGUAACUGUAAUGAGGUGAUCAGCGAAGGCUCCGACAGAGAACAUGUGCGCCAGAUCGAUUCCUUGCCAACGGAGGUGCUACUUAAAAUCUUCUACUAUCUGGAUGCUAGGUUCCUAUACUGUACACUCACACUUGUCUCAAGAUAUUUUAAUUAUCUACUAAAUGACGAUUCAUCAUGGAAAAUGCGAAUUGCCAAGAGGUUUCCAAAAAAGUACCCACCUUUGAAAGCUCCUCUGGGUUUCAACUGGAAGCUCGCCUGUGCAAAGAGAGAGUACCAGCACGAGCUGUGGAGCCAUGGCGGCAUGGAACGCUUCACUCUCACCGAGGGACACUAUGCCUCUGUUGACGCGAUCCAUCUAAUGAACCGUGGCACCAUGUGUUUGUCAGGGUCACGGGACAAACAGCUGACCAUGUGGAAUCUCCAGGGCUUGGACAGCAAUAAUCCACACUAUGCUACUGAAGCCAAGGCAAAAAGUGUCAUUGAUGCACAUAAGGGUUGGAUCUGGUCGAUCACGUCAUGUGAGAACGUCGUCUGCACUGGAUCGUGGGAUAAGGACGUGAAGUUGUGGGAUGCUGGAGAAAACCUGCGGGAGACGAUGCGCCUUAGGAGAGCUCCUCUGGGUUUCAACUGGAAGCUCGCCUGUGCAAAGAGAGAGUACCAGCACGAGCUGUGGAGCCAUGGCGGCAUGGAACGCUUCACUCUCACCGAGGGACACUAUGCCUCUGUUGACGCGAUCCAUCUAAUGAACCGUGGCACCAUGUGUUUGUCAGGGUCACGGGACAAACAGCUGACCAUGUGGAAUCUCCAGGGCUUGGACAGCAAUAAUCCACACUAUGCUACUGAAGCCAAGGCAAAAAGUGUCAUUGAUGCACAUAAGGGUUGGAUCUGGUCGAUCACGUCAUGUGAGAACGUCGUCUGCACUGGAUCGUGGGAUAAGGACGUGAAGUUGUGGGAUGCUGGAGAAAACCUGCGGGAGACGAUGCGCCUUAGAGGCAAGUCUGCAGUGCUGUGCACGGCGCUGCGUCCUGAUAUCUUAUCCGUCGGCAGCUUCGACAAGCACGUGACCACCUACGACCCGAGAGCAGGGUACUCUGCAACCAAACAGCUGGUCUACCACACGAAGCCAGUGCUGUGCAUGGCAGUAGAUGACCAGUACAUCAUAAGCGGCAGUGAGGACCGGACGGUGGCCGUGUAUGACCGCAGAGCUGACAAACUCCUACGUACUGUCGAGUUGCCUAACUUUGUGAUGUCACUGUCAUACAAGUGGCACCAUCUCUGGGUAGGAGAUAGAAGUGGGCAGAUUCAUCUCAUUGACUCAACAGACUUUACAUUCGUUGAUACGUACGAUGUGGGACACACGAACAAGGUCACAGGCAUAAAGUUUUCACUGGGCGCCCUCGUCACGUGCUCGACGGAUAAGUCCAUCCGCGUGCUGACGCCGACUGAGUGUCCGACAGUGAUGCACAUACUGCAUAGCGACCAUGACAGUGAUAUUUCGGCGAUUGACUUGCAGAAUGACGUGUUGGUGAGCGCGUCAGGAGAGACGACUGUCACCGUGUGGAAACCACGCCCCUAAACUUAGCCUCCCCGUCUGGGACGGCAACCAAGCUCCUAAACAUAGGCUCAAUACGUGGAAACCACACCCCUAAGAUAGCCACACCCAUGAGUGAACCAUGCCUCUAAGAUGGCUUUACUUGUCAGCAAGCCACACGUGGGUAUUUUUUUUACCUGUGUGGAACCCUUACCUGAGUGGAAACGUCACCUGUGUAGGAACCUCG
Messenger RNA from Priapulus caudatus, 2089 nucleotides. Its product is annotated as F-box/WD repeat-containing protein 9-like. NCBI's taxonomy places the organism in Eukaryota, Metazoa, Priapulida, Priapulimorpha, Priapulimorphida, Priapulidae. The record is from RefSeq and is a predicted model, not a curated record. Gene Ontology annotation, molecular function: protein binding. The transcript is spliced from 16 exons. Bases 163 to 1887 code for a protein of 574 amino acids.